This is a messenger RNA of Giardia duodenalis, 738 nucleotides long. Its product is annotated as 5'-AMP-activated protein kinase, beta-1 subunit. Lineage: Eukaryota; Fornicata; Diplomonadida; Hexamitidae. The transcript has a single exon. Gene Ontology annotation, molecular function: protein kinase binding. Gene Ontology annotation, cellular component: nucleus; nucleotide-activated protein kinase complex; cytoplasm. Bases 1 to 738 code for a protein of 245 amino acids. The record is from RefSeq and is a predicted model, not a curated record. Gene Ontology annotation, biological process: signal transduction.
AUGGGUCAAGCGGAUUCCAGACUCGCUGAUUCCCCGGCCGUCCCGAAUGACCCCGCCACUGUGGAGGUCACCGUUACCUGGAACGAUCCUAAUGGAUCGGCAGUUUACUGUAUUGGCUCCUUCAACAACUGGACGGAGCGGUUGCCUCUUCAGCGCAACCACUCGGGAACAUGGUUUGCAGUUCUUUAUUUACCUCCAGGCAUCUAUCAGUAUAAAUUUAUAGUGGAUGGAAAUUGGGUGUGUGCGCCUGAUCAGCCCCAAUGCCGCGACAACGACGGAAACCUGAACAAUGUGAUCCAGAUUUCUGUCUCGGGCCACCUUACAGAGCCUGCGAAUCAGGAAGAUGCCCGUUGUGAUUUUAGGCCCGGGGAGUCGCACCGAGAGAUCGAUGCGUGGUUCACUCUGUCGAUUCCAGAUAAUCCCAGGGACGUGUGGAAGAGCUUUCCAUCUGAGGUGCCGAAGCAGCUCCUGAAGACCAUUCUCAACGAGACCAUCUCUAAGACAGACACAUAUGAGCCUACACUGCUCCUGCCAAUCCCCGAACAUGUCACGCUCACGCACUUCUUCCGCCAAAAGAGGCGGAAGAUGAUCACCGCGACCUCUGCGUCUAUCAAGUAUCGCAGCAAGUACCUUACUGUCGUGCUCUACUCGCCGUCCGACGAACCCGUCAACAUCCCUGACCUGAGCAGAGUUAUACAUGAUUACGUAGCAACCAACAAUAUCAGACCAGAUGUCUAA